Clupea harengus (Atlantic herring) is the source of this 866-nucleotide messenger RNA. RefSeq names its product mitochondrial ribosomal protein L11 (gene mrpl11). Gene Ontology annotation, molecular function: large ribosomal subunit rRNA binding; structural constituent of ribosome. Gene Ontology annotation, biological process: translation. The record is from RefSeq and is a predicted model, not a curated record. Lineage: Eukaryota; Metazoa; Chordata; Actinopteri; Clupeiformes; Clupeidae. Gene Ontology annotation, cellular component: ribosome; mitochondrial large ribosomal subunit.
GUAGACCGCACAAGAAGAAGAACGCUUCACGGUGGAAGGCAAUAUGGCUGCGCGCAUGAAGUAACAAGUCCACUAACAUUUUGUACGAUAACAUCUGAACAAGUUGUCUCUGACAGGUAGCAGCCGGAGGACGGACAAAAGGACAGCCUAGAAGAAGCUCGCCGCACACACAGACACCAUGUCCAAGAUUUCGAAGGCGGCCAAGGCAGUGAAGAAGCUGGACACGGGCAACCUGAUCCGGGCCAUUGUGAGGUCAGGCCAGGCCGCCCCAGGCCCGCCGCUCGGCCCUAUUCUGGGACAGAAAGGCAUCCCCAUCGGCCAGUUCUGCAAGGACUUCAACGACAGAACCAAAGACCACAAAGAAGGCAUUCCCCUCCCCGUCAAGAUCAACGUGAAGCCUGACCGAACGUACGACUUGAAGAUUGGUCAGCCUACGGUGUCAUACUUCCUCAAGCAGGCCGCCGGCAUCGAGAAAGGAGCUGCCAGAACCGGACACGAAAUGGCUGGUAAGGUGUCUGUCAGAGCAGUGUAUGAGAUUGCACAGGUGAAAGUCCAGGACGAGUGUUUCAAGAUGCAGGACGCUUCUCUCGAGCACGUCGUGAAGAGCAUCAUCGGCUCGGCGCACUCCCUGGGAAUCCAAGUCGUCCACGAUCUAUCAGCGGAGGAGUACAGGGAGUUCCAGGAGGCGCGAGAGGAGAGGCUGAGAGAGGAGGCCUCCGCCGCCGCCGCUGCAGCAGCCGCUCUAGGCAAGAAGAAGUGAAGACACGACGGCGUCUCCCCCGGCUCCCCGCCGCACUGUACAUACCCACUCCACCGCACGCUUGAUUUCAUUAUGAACACAAUAAACGGGACGCUGUUGCCCAGGA